UUUACGUGAAGUAAAUAUAUGGAAAACUGCAAAGCGGUGCGUCAUUUCAAUAUGUUAACGUUACAUUGUUCAGCAGGUCUCACUGGACUUUACGAAGCUAAGCGAGUUAAUUGUGUAGGGUGAGGCACAACUUUUGCCGCUAGUUUUCCCUCUCCCGUGAAGGGGGUUUGUUUUGUCAGGGUUAGUGCAUCCCGAGGAGAGGAAGAUGGGGAACACCAGCAGCGAGCGGCAGGGGGACCACAAGUCCCAACGGAGGGACAGCAGGGGCGGGUACUCCAAAGACGGGGACCAGUCGAAGAUACUGAUGGACAGCCCAGAGGAUGCGGACAUCUUCCAAGCAGAGGAGAUGAAGGCUCCAUUAGAGAAGGAGGAGUAUCUCGCCUGGAAGCAUGACCUGGAGGUGAGUGACAAAGACCCGACUCAAGACAGGCCCACAGUGUUUCGCUGGACUGGAGGCGGGAAGGAUGUUUUCCUAGCAGGGUCCUUCAAUAACUGGAACAACAAAAUCCCUCUCACCAAGAGCCAUAAUAACUUUGUAGCUAUCCUGGACCUGCCAGAAGGGGAGCACCAGUAUAAGUUCUAUGUAGAUGGGCAGUGGACACAUGAUCCCUCCCAGCCGGUGGUGAGCAACCAGCUGGGAACAGUCAACAACGUGAUCCAGGUGAAGAAGACGGACUUCGAAGUGUUUGACGCCCUGAUGGUCGACUCCCAGAAGUGUUCUGAUGUGUCAGACUUGUCAAGCUCUCCUCCCGGCCCGUACCUCCAGGACGCCUACAUCAGCAAACCAGAUGAGCGUUUCAAGGCUCCUCCCAUCCUCCCUCCUCACCUGCUGCAGGUCAUCCUCAACAAGGACACGGGCAUCUCUUGUGAUCCUGCAUUGCUGCCUGAACCUAACCACGUGAUGCUAAAUCACCUGUAUGCCCUUUCCAUCAAGGACGGUGUGAUGGUUCUCAGUGCCACUCAUCGGUACAAGAAGAAGUAUGUAACGACUCUGCUGUACAAACCUAUAUGAAUCCGGAAGUCCCGCCACCUUGACUGAUUUGAUGGAAACACACAGAGGGAUCAAGCUCUGCUUUUCAGUGUUUAGCCAACAUUAUUGCAUUCCAGUUUGGCUGCUUCUUUCUUUUUCAUCUUCCAAACCCCGGAAGUCUGACUGAAGCAGGCAGCUGAUGCUACUCUGUGAAACUUGCCACCAGAUCUCUGAAGUACUGGCAAGGUCCAGAAGAGAUGCCUGGAUCCUUUUCAAACUCUUUCCAUCCAAGCAGUUCUCUUUCUUUCCAGGGAGGAAAAGACUGAUGCCAGUUUAAAACCCUUUUCUAUGUAUCUUGUGCUCGAGUGGGUUAGACAUGCACUAUGUGCUCACUGAUUUAUUAUUUUUUUACAUCAGAUUAUUAUUGUAGUUUUGGCCAAUGUUCCUGUUGUAUUUUCUCUUGAAUUUUCGUAAGGAUGUACAAUAAGCAAACAGUCUCCAAUAGGACCAGCUUUAAAUGGACUUGGCUAUAGUAUAUCUAUAUUGACUGAUUUAA
Molecule: messenger RNA, 1526 nt
Organism: Polyodon spathula (Mississippi paddlefish)
Lineage: Eukaryota; Metazoa; Chordata; Actinopteri; Acipenseriformes; Polyodontidae
Product: 5'-AMP-activated protein kinase subunit beta-1
Exons: 7
Coding region: 206-1012 (268 amino acids)
Biological process (GO): signal transduction
Cellular component (GO): cytoplasm; nucleus; nucleotide-activated protein kinase complex
Molecular function (GO): protein kinase binding
Source: RefSeq, a predicted model, not a curated record